AUAACUGGAGGCUCGAGUGGCAUUGGUCUGAGCGUUGCACACGAUGUUGCUCGGAGAGGAGCCAGCGUCACCCUAGUUGCAAGAAACCUGGCCAAUUUGGAAAAGGCUUUGGAGGAUGUAAGAAGUACAGCAUCCAGGGCAGGUGCAGGUGGCAAAGUGCAGAUCUUCUCAGCUGACAUCUCUGGAAACCAUGAGCAAAUAGUCUCCCUAGUCAAAGAUGCUGAGAGUAGUCAAGGACCCAUUUACAUGCUUGUCAACUGUGCGGGAUUUGCCCGAGCUAUGAAAUUUGAGGAUAUCUCGCCCCAGCUUGCCAAGCAACUAAUGGAUGUGAACUUCAUGGGCUCCGUCCUCAUAACGCAAGAAGUGGUGCGCAGCAUGAAGCAGCAGCAGGAAGGGAUUGUCGUCUUCACCUCGUCCCUCGGGGGCCUCCUGGGCAUCUAUGGGUUCACGAUGUAUUCUGCCGCCAAAGGGGCAUUGGUCAAGUUAGCCGAAGCGCUUUGUCAGGAGGUAAAGCCGUACAAUAUCACGGUGACUGUGUGUUAUCCCCCUGAUACCGACACCCCAGGAUAUGAGGAGGAAAACAAAACGAAGCCCAUCGAGACCAAGUUGAUAUCAGAAUCUGCAGGACUUUUCAAGGCUGAUGAGGUUGCCUGCAAGUUAGUGAAGGACGCCUUGCGUGGGUCAUUCUGCAGUACAGUUGGUAUCGAAGGCUUUAUGUUGACCACACUUUGUGCUGGUAUGUGGCCCAUAGCGAACUUUGCUGCAGAGUUUGCUGCAUUCCUGGCACAGAUUUUGCUGACGUGGGUGUUCCGAAUCAUCUCUCUGUUUACCUUGUGGAGCUUCGACAGGAUAGUGCGCAAAGAACAUCAAAAGAGGCUGGCCAGUAAGAAGAGCGAAUAACUACGGCAUUUACUACAAGAUUUCAGGCUCCAUUUUGGUUGGGUGUGGCUAUUCUCAAGUUGGUCUUGGCUGUGUGUCUAUUUUCUUUCUUUUCUC
Molecule: messenger RNA, 996 nt
Organism: Penaeus indicus
Lineage: Eukaryota; Metazoa; Arthropoda; Malacostraca; Decapoda; Penaeidae
Gene: Kdsr
Product: 3-ketodihydrosphingosine reductase-like
Exons: 6
Biological process (GO): sphingolipid biosynthetic process
Cellular component (GO): endoplasmic reticulum membrane
Molecular function (GO): 3-dehydrosphinganine reductase activity
Source: RefSeq, a predicted model, not a curated record